This is a messenger RNA of Penicillium cinerascens, 381 nucleotides long. RefSeq lists its product as uncharacterized. The annotation marks the transcript as partial. The transcript has 4 exons. The record is from RefSeq and is a predicted model, not a curated record. NCBI's taxonomy places the organism in Eukaryota, Fungi, Ascomycota, Eurotiomycetes, Eurotiales, Aspergillaceae.
AUGCAUGCGGGGGUUUUCGUCCCCUCAUCGGGCAACCUCGUUCCUCUUACCGUCAUCAAAGGCGCCGGACACGAGUUUAUUCCCCUUCCUCAGGGCGAGAACGCAAUCACAGCCGACUUUCACUCCAUCCGCACUAAGACCGAAUCGCCCGCGCACAUUACUUCGGGAUUCUAUAAGAUCGAAGCUGGACCUCAACGACCGGCGCACUACACCUUUGAGGAGACCAAGUAUGUGCUGAACGGCCAGAUCGAUGUUUUGGAUGAGGCUACCGGAAUCACCCAUCACCUAGUCCCAGGAGACUUUGCUUUCUUCCACGUCGGAUCCAAGGUCAAGUUCUCGACCAAGUCCAAUGGCCUUGCCUUUUACGCUGUUACUAGACCU